Messenger RNA from Clonostachys rhizophaga, 1137 nucleotides. The record is from the annotation of a GenBank genome assembly. Lineage: Eukaryota; Fungi; Ascomycota; Sordariomycetes; Hypocreales; Bionectriaceae.
AUGGGCGGCUCAGAAAUCUCCGGUUUCGAGUGGGUAGCCACCCUCUGGGGCCUCGAGCCACGGUGGACCAUCGAGCUUGAUGAAGACGCCAUCCAGAAGACAGUCCAGCUUGCUCUCCAGCGGCAAUGCCCUGCUUCUAUUAUGCUCUUGGCUAAGGGUACUUUCAAUAGAGUCUACUCUGUGGGCGCUAAGAACCCAGAGGCUGCUGUGAUCCGUAUUAGAUUUGAGUGGAUUCUUAUGGAAAAGUUGAAAGGGAAGACUCUAAGCGAUGCUUGGAGAGAGAUAGACUUUACAGCCAAGCAACGUCUUGUUCGCCAGAUUGCCCAAUUCUAUUCCGAUACUUUUUCUCAUCAGAUGGAGACUAUUGGAAGCCUGUAUGAGAGUUCGUCCUCUGAAAGCCAGGCCACGCAUAUCGGAAAAUCAACAUCCUUCGGAUUUUAUGUUAGAGACCCUCAAAUCCAAGUUCACCGAGGCCCCUUUACUUCAUCCAGGGACUGGAUAACCGCUCUGAUUGACGCAGCAGAGGUAGACUGCAAGUAUCGCCUUGAGAUCGCGAAAGAACAAUCCGAUGACGAGGAAGGGGAGGAUUCCGAAGAUCUUGAGACGUCACUCAUAAUUCUUGCUAAAUUAAGGGGCCAAAUCGUCAGCUUCUUUCCUGGGACAAGUCCAGAACCAACAAUCCUCAUGCACGACGACCUCAACAAGAAGAAUAUCAUCGUUGACGCUGCGGGGAGCUUGUCCGGUGUGGUCGACUGGGAAGGGGUAUCUGCCUGCCCGCUGUCCAUAGCCUGCCAGUACCCCGGCUUCUUAGAUGGCAAAGACAGUACAACCAAACCCGUCAAGAGUUCCUACAUGCACGACGAGGACGGGAAGGUCAACGAACUCUAUUGGGAACACUUGGAGUUUUGGGAACUCCAUCAAUUGCGAAUUUUAUUCAUGGAUAUUAUGCAGGCUUUGCAGCCUCGUUGGGUGGAGGUGUUUAACAAGAGUCAAAGACAGAGAGACUUUUACAUUGCUAUCUGGACCUACGAUAAUCCUUUAAACAGGAAGAGGUUAUUGAAGUGGUUAAGUGACCUUGAAUCAGGUAUUCCUAGUGUGACGGGGCUAGAGGAAAGAAUUCACAAUAGUAUCUUGUAG